Molecule: messenger RNA, 1638 nt
Organism: Manis javanica (Malayan pangolin)
Lineage: Eukaryota; Metazoa; Chordata; Mammalia; Pholidota; Manidae
Source: RefSeq, a predicted model, not a curated record
GCCGGGCCAGGGGGCGCCUCGCGCGGCGGCGGCUUUCCACCGUGAUGCAGUGAGGCCGGGCCGGCAGGCGGGCGCGCGCGGGGCGGGGGCCGCUGCCGCGCUGCGGAGAUGUGACUCGGGCCGCGGGCCAGCGGGAGCGUCGGCGCUGCGAGGCCGCGGGGGUCGAUGAGGAAACUGAGGCAAGAAAGGUUCGAUCAGCUGCCCAGGGUCACAGGGCGCCAGCAAAUGGCAGGGGCAGGAUUUGAAACCGGAAGGUCUCACUCAGAAGUUCACGCGACUGGAUGAGGAGCAGGGCCGGGAGAACCAGUGGUGUGUGUGGCCUUCAGGCAGGCGCUGCCGUGCUUCUCACACAAGGAGUCUUGCCUGCAUCCUUUCCAGCCUCUGCAGGCCCCAGCUCAUGGAGAAAUGGAGAAAUGGAGCAUGCUGCUCCACCACCUGCCAGAGGCUUCUGGCCCCUCUGUGGGGUGGGGGAGAGAGAGAGAGAGAAAGAGAGAAAGAGAAAGAGAAAGAGAUGGAAUGUGUAUGUGUACACUUAAGAGCCUCUGAAUGAGUCACAUUUCUGGGAGCCCGGCUGGCAGCAAAGAGAGAAAGAUGAGAACCCGCCAGGUACUCGCCUUCCUCUUGCUCUUUGUGAUCGCCUCCGGGGCCUCUGAGAACGCCAGCACGUCCCGGGGCUGUGGGCUGGACCUCCUCCCUCAGUACGUGUCCCUGUGCGACCUGGACACCAUCUGGGGCAUCGUGGUGGAGGCAGUGGCCGGGGCGGGCGCCCUGAUCACGCUGCUCCUGAUGCUUAUCCUGCUGGUGCGGCUGCCAUUUGUUAAGGACAAGGAGAAGAAGGACCCUGUGGGCCUCCACUUCCUCUUCCUCAUGGGCACCCUGGGCCUCUUUGGGCUGACGUUCGCCUUCAUCAUCCGGGAGGAUGAGACCAUCUGCUCAGUCCGCCGGUUCCUCUGGGGCGUCCUCUUCGCGCUCUGCUUCUCUUGCCUGCUGAGCCAGGCGUGGCGCGUGCGGAGCCUGGUGCGCCACGGCAAGAGCCCUUCGGGCUGGCAGCUGGUGGGUCUGGCGCUGUGCCUGAUGCUGGUGCAGGUCAUCAUCGCCAUCGAGUGGCUGGUGCUGACCGUGUUGCGGGACGCGAAGCCAGCCUGCACCUACGAGUCCAUGGACUUUGUGAUGGCCCUCAUCUACGACAUGAUUCUGCUUGUGGCCACCCUGGGGCUGGCCCUCUUCACGCUGUGCGGCAAGUUCAAGAAGUGGAAGCAGAAUGGAGCCUGCAUCCUGGUCACAGCCUUCCUCUCUGUGCUCAUCUGGGUGGCCUGGAUGACCAUGUACCUCUUUGGCAACACCAGGCUGCAGCAGGGAGAAGCCUGGGGUGACCCCACCUUGGCCAUUACACUGGUGGCCAGUGGCUGGGUCUUCGUCAUCUUCCACGCCAUCCCUGAGAUCCAUUGCACCUCACAUGUGGGCGGAGCUAAGGCAGGCGGUCUGAGUGUGCACCGCCCCUCUGGGCAUCACAGCAAGGCUGUGCGGGCGGGGCUUCCUGAAAGCAGGCUCCCUUCAAAACCAGGGAGCAGGCGGGAGUGGCAUAGAGUCCUGAUGAAUGAGCCUCUCGUUCAUUCGGGGACAUUUGGCAGUGUCUAA